AUGACAAGCCUCACCGAAGAGCAUGAAAUAUUAAUUGACGAGCCACCACAGUUUACAGCGGCUGCAGAAGUAAUAGCAGUAGGAGCAGAGGAACCAACGGUAGCAACACCAGAAGAAUUUACAUCAGCACAAGAGGCGGGUGCAUUUUUACAAACGCCAGUGGGCACACCUCCAGCAACCCCAACUUCAGUUCCAACGACACCGUCACCGAAUGAAAUGGCUGCCAAACACGCACGAAAGCGAUGGCGAAUGGAACAAUUGGCCCUUCAAGAAAGUGUUAAAGUUGUUGAGAGCGAACCCAUCAGCAGGCGGGGACAUUCUCGUAAAGCGGAAAUGAGCGAAUUUGCAAUCACAAAAGCUGCAACAUUAAACACAGCGCCAACACUCCUGCCAAUGUCACCUAACAUAAUAGAUACGAAUGUAACGAUGUUGGGAACAAAACGAGUUCCGCUGGAUAAUUUCCUAAAAGUAACGGUGCUUCACCCCAAAGUUACUCCAGUGAACCUAAAGUUAGAAUUUAUCGACCCCGUAUUGGAGCCUGUUCAGUUAUCCAGACAUCAGCUUGGGAAUAGGGUGACGCCUAAUGAAGGAGAAGGGGGAGGGAUGAGUGUUAAAAAGAAAAGGGGAAGGAAACCAUUAGUUGCGUCUCCUUCCAUUGAAGAAGCAAAAGCAGUGGAAUCGGGUUACAAUGCAGAGUAG
Molecule: messenger RNA, 699 nt
Organism: Trypanosoma brucei brucei TREU927
Lineage: Eukaryota; Euglenozoa; Kinetoplastea; Trypanosomatida; Trypanosomatidae
Exons: 1
Coding region: 1-699 (232 amino acids)
Source: RefSeq, a predicted model, not a curated record